ACUGGGACAGUCAGUGUACACCAGGCAGUGUAUACUGAAAGGAAUAGGAAUCAGUGUAUUUCAGAUAGUGUAUACUGAAAGGGAAUAGGAAUCAGUGAGCUUUAGGCAGUGUAUACUGAAAAGGAAUAGAAAUCAGUGAACUUUAGUCAGUGUGUAUUGAAAGGGAAUAGGAAUCAGUGAACAUCAGGCAGUGGUGAACUUUAGACUAUUUACUGAGGUGGGACAGGAAUCCAUACAGAAGGCAAUGUAUACUGAGGGACUAGGACAGUGUACAUAAGCAGUGCAUACUGAGAGGACAGUAAUCAAUGUACAUCAGGCACUGUGUACAGAGGGACUAGGACAGUGUACAUCAGGUAGUGUAUGCUGAGGGCGGUAGAGGGGUCAGUCGGUGUAACUGAGAUUGAGGGGCAGUCAUUCUAUACUGGGGGACUAGUCAUUGUAUUCUGAGGGGGUUGGAGGUAGUCUGAAGGAAGUGGAUACUACACUGAGGGAUAAAUAGGUCGAAAGAGGCACGAAAGGCAGCCUCUACUGAGUGUUGGACAGUAGCACCGUGCACACAGGAAAGGGUUGGACGUGUAAACCACAGACAGCUGUUACUAGAUAGAUCCAGGCACACACGAUUAACCAGGGAUAGGGAGAUUUGUCAAACAUGCAUUAUUGGCUGGAGCUAUAAAGAUAACCAGAAAUCUAGCCUGACAGCCAGGGAGUGCAGAGUACAGUAAUCCCGAGAACAGACCAAGUAAACAGCUGGGCAGUGAAAGUUACUCUCUGACUAUUUAACUCAGGGUGAAAGUUUGACGAUAGCGAACUGAGAUUGAAAGUAAAGUGUGUAAAAUUGCAAGCGGCAGUGGGUGUUUGAAGACAAUGUAUUUUUUCUACGGCCAGAAACAGUGGGAAUGAAUGCAUUUAUUAAUUCCGUAAAAGUCCGAAAGAAUCUCACAGUACUCAGGUUGAAUCGUCGCUGCUGCAGAUCAGAGGCGCACAUUUGAGCGUACGUCUUUGAAAUUAAGUCCGGCCGUUGUGGAGAGAAGUCGGAGAUGUCGACACUGACAUUUAAGAACAAGCUGGUGAAUUUGCUGUGUUGCAAGUUCUGUGACAAUGUGCUGUGUGCCCGGGGUAUGAAGGCAGUACUCCUUGCUGACACAGACGUGGAGCUUUAUUCCACUGAUAUCCCCCCGACAAGGGCCGUGGACUUUGUUGGAAAUUGCUACCUCACAGAAAGCUGCAAAUGUAAAGUAAAAGACAUUGCAUGUUUAAAAUGUGGUAAUGCUGUUGGCUACCAUGUGGUUGCCCCAUGCAAGCCAUGUUUGCUUUCCUGUAACAAUGGCCAUUUCUGGAUGUUUCACAGCCAGGUGAUCUAUGCUGUCAACAGACUGGAUUCCUCUGGUGUUGAUGUGCUGCUGUGGGGAAAUUUACCAGAUACAGAAGAUGAAGAGACAUUAUUUAACCUUUCUGAAGAGGAGUGUAUCAGAUGAUAAAAAAAACAACAGCUUCCACGUUUUGAUUUUGUUUUGUUUUAAAUAUAAACUUACUUUGUCAUCAUGUAAAUUUUCUGAACAUUUUAGUAUCUGCCGCAUGAUGAUUUAACUGCAGUUUGUGAAGUGGAGCCAGCUUGUUUGAAAUUCUUUGCACCAGAGAAGGAUGUGAACAUUCUCACCCUGCAAGUUGCUAUGUGAACACCAGGCAGGAUUGGUGAAGUGCUGCUUGGUGCUUUGCAGCUUUUGAGACAGUUGUGUCAGAUCCUACUGAAGACCUCUGCCUGUGAUUAAACUUGAACACAAAUACUGGUGUGUCCUCGCACUGGACGAGCUGCACACACCUCAUACCAAAUUUCACAAUGGAUGUAACUGACAAGCAAAGAAGUUGUUGUGGUUGCGUAUGGUGUAACAUUGGGGUUGGGUUAAUUGCUACCUCUUCUCCAAAUUUUAUUCUCAAUGUGAAAGCUGCAUUUUUGGCAGACAACCUAUUCACACUCAAAGAAGGCAAAGAUUGUUUUAAUAAGGUAGCCAAAUAUAAAUUUGUACUUCUUUCAAGCAAUUUCCCUGGAAAUAAUGUUACUGGCUACAUUUUAUUGUUGUUAAUGUUUAAAUUGGAGUUAUUUCUGACGGGGAGCUUAUGACGAAUAAAACCCUGUUAUCAAUGAUGUGCAUACAAUGCCCAGACUCUGCUGGCCUUGCAUUUCAGAUGUGGCUAAUGGAAUUAAUUGUGACUAAAUAUUUGUAUAUUAGGGUAUUUUGUGCAAAGGAAUGAAAUUUUAUGAUUAUUGUGUUCCAUGUCUGACCUCAUUCCCUGAACACAAUAUAUGUAGACAGCCUAUUGCAGUGAAGUUUCAAUGUUAUCUAUUUGCAUUUUGGCUUUUAAAUUAAAUUUCAAACAUUAACUGUCCAGUAAUGCAAUGUUGUCCAGUAAAAUAGGAAUUGCUGAGCAGCCAGAGGAUGGGCCACAGUAACAUCCCUUUGGCAGCAGACACUAAUUUUAUUAAGAAAUAUCUUGCAUAGAAAAUCAGUUUUCUAUUCAUCAAAGUUUGAUGACAUGUGACAUAUGACAUGUUAAUGCAAUUUCUAGGUUUUGUUCAGCAGCCAACAGUAGUGUUUAGAUUUCAUCAGUAUUGUUGUGUGGAUCAAUGUUUUCAGCAGUGAGACUAAUGUACCCCUGCUCUCCACAGAACACAGUUAGAUGUUUCUUGAUCUUUGCGAGGGUAAGCUCCAUUGUAGCUGCCUGUUGUUCAUUGGGUUGCUUCAUUUGAUAGGGCUGACUGUGAAAGUAGUUUUCCUCUUGACAAUUUUGCUGAUAUUUCCACAGUGCUGAAACUUGACAUUCUUUUUUAACAGAUAAACAAGGAAGUAGAGCUGUCACAAUGAUAAAAAAAAUUCAUAUAGAUUGCCUCUCCUUGUAUAAUUCUAACAACAAAUGCAUAAUGAAUGAAAUCAGUCCAUCAGCACAUCAUGUGCAAAUCUAAUCAUUUGAGAUCACAAGCCCACUGACAGUGGUUAUCAUUCCUUUCCAUUUACUAAUCAGAAAUACAAUUAGCCAUUUUUGAUGGCUCUUUGAAACUGUAGUGAAUAUUAUCGGAAAUCAUUUCUGGAAGAAUGUUUCUAUGUUUGGUGUAUUACACAAACAGAAAGGUUUGCUGACUAGUAAGUACUAGUACAAGUACGAGUAAGUACAGAGUACACUGUGGAAAUUAUGGUUAAAUUCUCUGUUAGUUCACCCUGCCAGGCUCAUGGGCUAAAAAAAAAGCUAGUUAUGCAAGGCAUCAAUAGGUGUCUACUCCAACUGGAGCUGUCUCCCUUCAGGAGAGGAAAAGCCUUCAUUAACACAUAAAUAAAAAUUGUUUUGUAUAAAAUUCUGAGUUUACACUAUCUGAUAGGGACAUGAUUUCUGAUAUACUUGAAACCAUGAAGAUCAUAUAUCAUUUAUACAUAUACUCAUAAAUAUUUUGCAGGCUAUGUGAGAAUUUUAUCUGAGAGUUUAGUUAGCUGUCAAAUCAAUUUGUGUUAAUUGUACCUUGCUUUACAGUUUUCCAAAGUGUUAGUGCAUUUGUAAAAACUUCCUAGUUGCAUGGACAAGCACUAAAUUGGAAACUAGAUGCACUACCCUAGCUUUCACGUUGAAAUAUGCAUUUGGCUCAUUUCAGUACCUUGUGGGUUUCCAUACAUGACAAGUUUUCUUCUGUCUUCACAAGCAAAAUGGGUUGGCGGUAAAGUAAUAGCUUCUUGAAUAUUCACUUGGAACAAAGUACCAUUUGAUUUAAUUUUGAAAACUUUGGUUGAAAUUAAAGGCUACAUGAUCUCUAUAUGCUUUUUAUUCAGCACUAUUCAACACCAUUUACUAAUUUUUCCGGACAUGUUGAGUAAAAAUGAUAAUCUGCUAUUUACAUAGAUCGUAAGCUCUAAAUUUGAUUUCCUGGUCUAUGCUGAGCUGGUCCAUUUGCAGAGAUGCUCUUAGUGAUCAGAACAGAAUAAUUUCUCGAAAUAUCAACUAAAGUUUCUUUUCCCAAUGGCUACUCAACAAGCAUAGAAUACAGGUUCAUACUUGGGUUACUGUGCUUUCUCUUUUCACUUCUAGUAAAAUAACGAACUGCCGCUCACUGUCUGGACUUAUUUAAGAAUGAUGGUGGGAGGAUUACCAGUCAAUUAAUCAGUUCCAUUGAUAUUUCCAGGAGAGAUAAGUGAAAAUUAGUGCCAAAAAUACCUCUGUAGGUUUAGAUAUUGGCAUAUGUUCAAUGUCACAUGAGCUGCUUCAACCAUCCAAAGUGCACUUCUACAUACAGUUACAAUUUGCACAAACCUAAUCCAAUAUAUGAAAUGGACAGUAAACUGCCAAUGACUUCUUGUUAGCGAUGUCUGUUUGUUCUUUUAUGGAUCUUGUUUGAAAGGAAGGAAAUUAUAACAUUAUAUUUUUGCAUCAGGAGCUUUUUUUUGGAUUGAAUUGAAGUUAGGGUAAAGAAACCUUUAUUGGGACUCUGGAUAAUGAGUGAAUUCAGCUGUUCUUUAGCUUGCCGAGCUGAUCGUUCCAUGGUGUGCAGACGUUUUGUUACCCUCCUAGGCAACAUCAUCAGUGUGACCUCUAGUUGAAACUUUAGUGUUCUGUUUCCUUCCAGAUUUAUAUGAUCCGGAAACCAUCUCUGCGACUAGAGGUCACAUUGAUGAUGUUGCCUAGAAGGGUAACGAAACAUCUACACGCCCCAGAACAACAAGGCUUGGCGAGCUAAUGGACAACUGCAUCCACAACCCAAUCUGCAAAUUCCCACUAAGACCUUAAAUUAGUGAAUUGGAGGUAUAAGAGUGGGAGUGAGUGGUAUUUGGUGAUGUGAUAUUCUGUUUAAUGUGUGUAAGCAUAUUUGUUUUUAUUUUACUGGUUGGCAAGUGUAUUUGGAGCUGGUAUUCCACAUGAACAGAAUUGGUCUGUUUGUACAUUGGUCAUUAAGACAAAAAUAAAACCAUUGACAAUUUCA
Molecule: messenger RNA, 4957 nt
Organism: Stegostoma tigrinum
Lineage: Eukaryota; Metazoa; Chordata; Chondrichthyes; Orectolobiformes; Stegostomatidae
Gene: fam72a
Product: family with sequence similarity 72 member A
Exons: 4
Coding region: 1038-1475 (145 amino acids)
Cellular component (GO): cytosol
Source: RefSeq, a predicted model, not a curated record